Hyla sarda is the source of this 4233-nucleotide messenger RNA. It is a transcript of the gene PPP4R3B, whose product is annotated as protein phosphatase 4 regulatory subunit 3B. Gene Ontology annotation, molecular function: protein phosphatase activator activity. Lineage: Eukaryota; Metazoa; Chordata; Amphibia; Anura; Hylidae. Bases 253 to 2736 code for a protein of 827 amino acids. The transcript is spliced from 16 exons. Gene Ontology annotation, cellular component: protein phosphatase 4 complex; nucleoplasm. The record is from RefSeq and is a predicted model, not a curated record. Gene Ontology annotation, biological process: protein dephosphorylation; DNA damage response.
AUCGUUGGAGGAAGAGAAAGGAGAGAAUCGGGUUACAAGAUGGCGGCUGUGUGAUCUCCCAGUAAAACCCGAGCAGGAGGAGGAGGCGGUGGACGGUGACCAGAGCGGGGAGGGAGACGCAGACACCCGCGGCCGAGGCUCCUCCUGUGCGCGGCUCCCGACUUCAGUCCCUCAGGCGACCGGCGAACGAUGAGCCGCGGCGGGGGCAGUGCGUGAGGAGAGCGGCGGAGACUACGAGCGGGGAGCGGCACCAUGUCUGACACCAGGCGGAGGGUGAAGGUCUACACCCUGAACGAGGAGCGCCAGUGGGACGACCGGGGCACCGGCCAUGUGUCCUCCACCUAUGUGGACCGGCUCAAGGGGAUGUCCCUGCUGGUGCGGGCCGAGGCUGACGGUUCACUGCUUUUAGAGUCUAAGAUAAAUCCGAAUACGGCAUAUCAGAAGCAGCAGGAUACACUUAUAGUUUGGUCUGAAGCAGAAAACUAUGAUCUUGCUCUCAGCUUUCAAGAAAAGGCCGGCUGUGACGAAAUAUGGGAAAAGAUAUGUCAGGUUCAAGGAAAAGACCCCUCUGUGGAAGUCACUCAAGACCCCAUCGAUGAAUCGGAAGAAGAACGCUUUGAGGAGAUGCCUGACACAAGCAACUUGAUUGAUCUUCCUACUUGUGAACUUAGUAAACUUGAAGAGAUCGCUGACCUUGUUACCUCAGUCCUAUCAUCACCUAUCCGUAGAGAGAAGCUAGCCCUGGCCCUGGAGAAUGAGGGCUAUAUUAAGAAACUGCUGCAGCUCUUCCAAACCUGCGAAACUAUGGAUAAUGCAGAGGGUUUGCAUCAUUUAUAUGAGAUUAUCCGAGGAAUUUUAUUUCUCAAUAAAGCAACUCUGUUUGAGGUGAUGUUUUCGGACGAGUGUAUUAUGGAUGUUGUGGGGUGCUUAGAGUACGACCCAGCCUUGGCCCAGCCAAAGAGACACCGGGAAUUCCUGACCAAAACUGCAAAGUUUAAGGAAGUAAUCCCCAUAACAGACUCCGAACUUAGGCAAAAGAUACACCAAACGUACAGGGUACAGUACAUUCAAGAUGUCAUCUUGCCUACUCCAUCAGUCUUUGAAGACAAUUUUCUGUCUACACUCACGUCUUUCAUUUUCUUCAACAAAGUGGAGAUAGUCAGCAUGCUGCAAGAGGACGAAAAGUUUUUGUCAGAAGUUUUUGCACAGUUGACGGAUGAAGCCACAGACGACGAUAAAAGACGGGAAUUGGUAAAUUUUUUUAAGGAAUUUUGUGCAUUUUCACAGACAUUACAGCCUCAAAAUAGAGACGCUUUUUUCAAAACAUUGGCAAAUCUAGGAAUUCUUCCUGCCCUGGAAAUUGUCAUGGGUAUGGACGACUUGCAAGUUAGAGCGGCUGCAACCGAUAUAUUUUCAUAUCUGGUAGAAUUUAGUCCAUCUAUGGUCCGGGAAUUUGUGAUGCAGGAAGCUCAGCAGAGUGAUGAUGAUAUUUUGUUGAUAAAUGUUGUUAUUGAGCAAAUGAUCUGUGAUACAGACCCUGAGCUUGGAGGAGCUGUUCAGUUAAUGGGACUCCUGCGGACACUGAUCGACCCUGAGAACAUGUUAGCGACAGCUAAUGUAAGAACAUGUCAAUGGAAAACUGAAAAGAGUGAGUUCCUGAAUUUCUUCUAUAACCAUUGUAUGCAAGUCCUCACUGCACCUCUCCUGGCGAACACAUCUGAAGACAAACCAGAUAAGGAUUCCAGUAUUGAAUCCACUAAAAGCAGCACGAUUUGUCCAGAUAACUAUCAGACUGCUCAGCUACUUGCAUUGAUAUUGGAGCUGUUGACGUUUUGUGUAGAACAUCAUACGUACCACAUCAAAAACUACAUCAUGAAUAAGGACAUGCUCCGAAGAGUGUUAAUACUGAUGAAUUCCAAACAUACUUUUUUGGCACUUUGUGCUUUGCGUUUCCUGAGGCGAAUAAUUGGUUUAAAGGAUGAAUUUUACAACCGUUAUAUUAUAAAGGGAAACCUUUUUGAGCCGGUUAUUAAUGCACUUCUGGAUAAUGGAACCCGAUACAACUUGCUAAACUCUGCAAUAAUAGAGCUGUUUGAGUUCAUCAGAGUGGAAGACAUCAAGUCUCUGACUGCACAUAUAGUGGACAACUUCUAUAAAGCUCUUGAAUCGAUUGAAUAUGUUCAGACGUUCAAAGGGCUGAAGACCAAGUAUGAGCAGGAAAAAGACAGACAGAACCAGAAAUUAAACAGUGUACCAUCUAUACUGCGUAGCAACAGAUUCCGACGAGAUGCAAGAGCUUUGGAAGAAGAUGAAGAGCUAUGGUUUAAUGAAGAUGAGGAGGAAGAAGGCGAAGCUGUUGUUCCCCCUAUUGAAAAGUCUAAGACAGAAGAUGAUUUCCCUGACAGUUAUGAAAAAUUUAUGGAAACAAAGAAAGCUAAAGAGAGCGAAGACAAGGAGAAUCUUCCCAAGAGGACUUCUGUGGGUGGAUUCAAGUUCACUUUUUCUCACUCUGCCAGUUCAGCGAAUGGAGCAAAUGGUGCAAACAGUAAAUCUGUGGCAGCUCAGACCCCACCAGCAGGUUCUAAUGGAUCAUCCUCCAAAAACACAAGUUUAGCAACAACAGUAACAUCGACAAAGCAGGGAAGUUUGAUUGGACUGGUCGAUUACCCUGACGAUGAGGAAGAGGAGGAGGAGGAGGACACGUCUCCAAGAAAAAGACCUAGACUGGGAUCGUAAAUUGACAAACAUUAGUUUUUGGGUUAAUACAGCAACUGAUGUCUGAUCUUAGUGUGAGCCAGGAAGCUUUCUCCCUUGAAUAGUACGAAAGUAGCCAAACUCCACUAGAAUGGUGUAAAUGCCAAGAUUUCAUGGAAGCCCUUCAAGUGUCUCUGAAUUCUUGUAGGGGUUUCAGAAUGACGGAUUAGCUAUGACAACCAAGAUGAGUGCUUUAGUACAUCUUGUGUUCAGGGGAUGGGGACAGAAUGGAUCACUUAGAAAGACGCAUCUUAAUGUUGCAGGGUUGCCCCCAAGAUGUAAGUCAACUAGAUGAAAUAAAAAGCUAAGAGCUUUCUGUUGCACAGCGGUAAUCUUAAUUUUAUUUGUGCUGGCCAUAAUGUUUUAUCAAUUGCCUCUUUUAUAAAAAAAAAAUAAAAAAAAGAAUUGAAGGGAAUGAAUUCUGAUCUAACUUUGGGACCAUUCUUUGUAAAUUUAAUUCCCAUCUUCAGUAGUAGGGAUGGGGGGGGGGGGAGGGGAGGGUGACACAUUGUAGUGCAUGUUAACUUUAAAAAAAAAAAUAGAAAAAAAAUGAAUGAAAAUCUUUUCAGUGUGUAUUUUAUUAAAAUCUGAAGUCAGAAUGGACAGAUGUAAUAAGUAGCCCGUCCUGCAUACUGCACUUCCAGAAAUACUGAUGCCAAGGAUCAGUAGCUUCCAAAACUAGUCUGGAAACUGCCCGUUGACCUCCUAACCAGUGCCUCAAUCUCUUGCAGUGUUACCAUUUUCGUGUUAAGCAUAUGAACAGUGUGUUUUACCCAUUUUAUUCUUAUUUUUUUUAUUUAGCGUUCAGCUUUUUUUCUUUUUGAAGCCAUUUGCUGUUUUUAGUCCAUAGAAAUUUAUUCCAACUUUUUUUUUAAGUGCUGAAACCAUCAUGGCUAUACAAGAAACCAAUAUACCAAAGGGGUUAACACAGCAAGCAAUGAGUUACCAUCAGUCAUUAUGUUUCAUAGUGUCGGAAGACUGAUAUAUAUGCACCUUUUUAUUAUCUUUGGCAAGGGUGUAAAGGGAGAGCCACCGCUUUCAGUACACUCAUUUUAUACAUAGCAAUUCGGAGCACAUUCCAUGGAUGUAGAUGAAUUGCAGCGGAUUUGUGACCGUGUAGUUGUGGAAUACAAUUUUUACUUUCAUUUUCUUCCUUUCUUUUUUUUUUUUUUUUUUUUUUUCUCCUUUUUAAGGUAGCACCUGAACUGUAAAUAAUUUUAAUUCUCCCGUAUAUGAUCUGAGAUCAUGCUGAAGAAAAGUGUUCCCUCCCUCACUUGAAUCUACUGUUCAGAGAUGCGCGCAGCAGCUGCAGUCCUCUGAGAGUCAUCCUUGUACCAGGUUCUAGAUCCGUUUCUCUCAAAAAUAGUUGAAGCAGUUUCCCAGUUUUGGAGAUUUUGUAGUUAAUUAUAAUUUUAGCUAUUGUUUGGAAAGAUGGGCUGUCUGUGUAGAUAUGAAGUAUAGUUCUUUUUUCCAUAAAAA